AUGACCAAACACUCGCCGCCCCAGUGCUCACCCCUGAGUGGCUUUAUCUGGGUAAUUGUGGAGAAUCACUCCGCGCAUCAAAAAUACGAUAUUACGCCUCCAUAUUAUGUGCAAGGAGGAGCCAUGCUUUCUGCCAUCAAGGAGGCACUGGGCACCACAGUUUUGGAGGGCACAGGCAGGGGUGGUGGUGGCUGCAUCAGUGAGGGUGAAGUGUACCACACAGAUACAGGGAAGGUGUUUAUAAAGAGGAAUUCAAAAGAAAAGGCACGGGAGAUGUUUGAUGGAGAAUAUGCAAGCUUGAAGGCGAUCAAGGAUACAAACACUGUGCGCGCUCCUACUCCACACCUGGUGUUGGAUAACCCAGCGGGGGGAGCCGUGUUGGUCAUGGAGUACCUGGAUAUGCACUCGCUGAGUAGCAAGGCAGGCCAGCUUGGAAUGCAUCUUGCCAG
Messenger RNA from Eriocheir sinensis (Chinese mitten crab), 449 nucleotides. Its product is annotated as ketosamine-3-kinase-like. The record is from RefSeq and is a predicted model, not a curated record. The transcript has 3 exons. Lineage: Eukaryota; Metazoa; Arthropoda; Malacostraca; Decapoda; Varunidae. The annotation marks the transcript as partial.